Molecule: messenger RNA, 1844 nt
Organism: Parus major (Great Tit)
Lineage: Eukaryota; Metazoa; Chordata; Aves; Passeriformes; Paridae
Gene: MNX1
Product: motor neuron and pancreas homeobox 1
Exons: 3
Coding region: 42-1142 (366 amino acids)
Biological process (GO): neuron projection morphogenesis; endocrine pancreas development; central nervous system development
Cellular component (GO): nucleus
Molecular function (GO): DNA-binding transcription factor activity, RNA polymerase II-specific; sequence-specific double-stranded DNA binding
Source: RefSeq, a predicted model, not a curated record
GGCAGCCGCACGGUCCCCAGCCGCCUCCCGCCGGCGCUCCCAUGGAAAAAUCCAAAAAUUUCCGCAUCGACGCGCUGCUGGCUGUCGACCCCCCCAAGGCGGCGGCGGGGCAGAGCGCGCCGCUGGCCCUGGUCACCUCGCUGGGCGGCAGCGGUAGUAGCAGCAGCGGGAGCGGCAGCCCGCCCUCCUCGUCCUCCUCUUCCUCGUCCUCUUCAUCCUCCUCCGAGCACCCCGCCGGCGGCCCCGCCGACUGCCUGCGCACCGACAGCCCCUCUCCGCCGCGCCUCCUGGCCGCGCACUGCGCCCUGGUCCCCAAGCCCGGCUUCCUGCCCGGGGCGAGCACGGGCUCCCACCCGCACCACCACGCCUCGGCCGCCGGCAUGGCCCUGGGACUGCACCCCGCGGCGCCCGGCGGGCCGGGCAUGCCGGCGCAGGCGGCUCUCUACGGGCACCCGGUGUACGGGUACUCGGCGCUGGGCGGGCAACACCCGGCGCUCUCCUACCCCUACUCGCAGGUGCAGGGAGCGCACCCCUCCCACCCUGCCGCCGACCCCAUCAAGCUCAGCGCCGGCACCUUCCAGCUGGACCAGUGGCUGCGGGCCUCCACUGCGGGCAUGAUCCUGCCCAAGAUGCCCGACUUUAACUCCCAGGCUCAGUCCAACCUCCUGGGGAAGUGCCGCCGGCCCCGCACGGCCUUCACCAGCCAGCAGCUGCUGGAGCUGGAGCACCAGUUCAAGCUCAACAAGUACCUCUCCCGGCCCAAGCGCUUCGAGGUGGCCACGUCGCUCAUGCUGACCGAGACACAGGUGAAGAUCUGGUUCCAGAACCGGCGCAUGAAGUGGAAGCGCAGCAAGAAGGCGAAGGAGCAGGCGGCACAGGAGGCCGAGAAGCAGAAGGGGGGCGGCGGCGAGGACAAGGGGGAUGAGGAUCUGCUCCUGCCCGCCCCAGAGAAGAGCGCCGGGAGGAGGAUGCGGGAGCUGCCCGACAGCGAACCUGAGGACGACGAAGAGGAGGAGGAGGAGGAAGAGGAGGCGGCGGCGGCCGGGAGGUGCUGCCCGUACCACUCCUCCGACUGUUCCGAGGCGGACGAGGAGGACACGCAGCCCCGGGGCCGGCACGGAGCCCCGGCACAGCCCCAGUGAGCCCCCCGCACGUCCAGCUCCCUCCAGCCGUCCCGCUGCGGGGGUGUCCCGCCGCUCCUGGUUGGCACCAGUCCCGCUCCCCCCUUGUUCUGAUUUCUCCCUGCUUGGAGAGGGAUGCAGAAGAGGAUCCUCCGCAUGCCGGCGGGGAAGAGGAUUUAUCGUGAAUACAGUGUUAUUACUGACUGAAAACCAGACAAAACUUGAGCUACCCCACCUCCCAUCCCUGCCCCCUGGAAGCGCGUUCCUUUUGCUGAGUAUUGGAAAUGUUUUGUUCUUCCUAUAUAUCGGGAAAUCUGUUUAUGUCAUGAACGUUAAAACUGCUGGAAAUCUCAAUACUGUCUUUAUUUUUGUAUAUCGUAUUUAUAAAAAAAAAAAAAAUUACCUCUACUUAUGCAUGCUAAAUUAUUCCCCAGGUCCUGCCUCCCGUGCGAUGGGGAGGGAAAAUAAACGGCGUUUUUUACUGGAGGUGUAUGAGCGCUGUGUGAGGGGAGGAUGCUCGCUGCCCCCGGGCCAAGGCAUCCCGCUGCGCUCGGGAGGGAGCGGGGCACCGCUUCCUAACCCAAUUUAGCCCAGCGCCACAACUGCCGUGUAAUAUCUGAUAUUGAGAGGACAUUCCCGAGAGGAGCGCCUCAGUAGAGGGGCGAAGCUGCCCCCAGCAAUAGAGCUGCCGGUGCCAGGCGGGUUUCGGGGAGGCGAUGGCGA